AUGAAGCUGAUAAAUUUCUUUUGGCAUCGUUUGGGUCCAUAUCCCCUCUGUUUUAUUCAAAUUUUUUUUUUCCAGUAUUCGUUACCGCACGGUAGUUGCAAUGGUGUCAUGGAAGCAAAAAGUUGGAUAGCUAACAUAUAUAUCUCGUUUUUAUCCUGCCUGAUCAACCCUUCAGUUUUUCUAAAAAAAAUUAUUUCGUUUCAGGGUUUCCGAGGCCUAUACCGGGGAUACUUGAGUACAAUUUCACGUGAAAUACCGUUUUCUUUCAUUCAAUUUCCCGUGUGGGAACAACUUAAGGUGAGACUGACGUCUGCAUUUUGUGGUAGUUUAGCCGGAUGUACCGCGGGUGCUAUCACCACACCACUGGAUGUGGCGAAGACACGGAUCAUGCUGCCGGGUACUCCAUUGGCAUCUGGUCACCUAGGCCAUGCACUGCGCCUAGUGUUUCAUGAGAACGGAAUUCGUGGGUAA
Echinostoma caproni is the source of this 471-nucleotide messenger RNA. The record is from the annotation of a GenBank genome assembly. Lineage: Eukaryota; Metazoa; Platyhelminthes; Trematoda; Plagiorchiida; Echinostomatidae.